Messenger RNA from Moneuplotes crassus, 2655 nucleotides. The record is from the annotation of a GenBank genome assembly. Lineage: Eukaryota; Ciliophora; Spirotrichea; Euplotida; Euplotidae.
AUGAGUGAGAGUAAUGAAGAAAGAAUCAAGCUCAAGCUUGAUACUGACCAAGAUGAGAAUGAUAUGUGGCCUAUACAGAAAGAUUCUGAUGUCUGAAAUUUGAAUAAAUACAUUGAAUCAACAUUUCAUGUACAAAGAAGUCCGGAUUCGUCAACUUCAGAUCACAUAUUUAAAGAUCAGACAAAUUUCUAUAAUAACAAAAAGGAGGAAUAUUUCUCAGGAUCUAAGAAUUUUGAGGAUAAGAUAACCUUGUCUGAGAAUAAAAUUCCUUCUGAGCAGUCAAAAUAAGCUCAGGGUGAAAUCUGCCCAGCUGAUAGAAGAAAUAUCCACUCAUUCUGAGCAAAACAGACACUGUGACUCAACUCUUAAUGAUCGUAUGGAGUCUAGGGAGAGCUCGAUGGAUGAAAACGAGUAUAGAUGCCAAAAAUGUGAGUGCCUUUUUGAUGAAAAAUCCCAUCUGCCUCUUGGUCUCCCUUCAGGACACUAUUUCUGCAAGGAAUGUAUCAUCAGGCUGCAAAUACAGAAAGCAAGAGGGAUGGAGAUGAAUUUCAAAAUACCAAAAGAUAUCUCCAGAUUACCAGUCUUAUCCAUGCUGAUCAACAAAUCUACUGUGAGAAACACAACAGCUAGUAACUCCAAACUAUUCACUAAAAAUGUGAAAGAGUCCUUAAGCUCAGUAAGGGAAAAUACUAAGGAACUAAAAUUAUGAAGUAAGCACAAAUCUGAGAAACUUCUAUAUUAUUGUGAAAAUACCUCUGAAAUAAUGUGUGUAUACUGAGCAUUUGAGACUAAGCAAUCUACGCCUGAUUUCCAGAUCACAGAGGUUCAUAAAUAAAUUGGAUAAGUUACUCCUCCCUCUCUCUGCAGGCUUAGAUAAGAAAAUGAGUGUUUUGAAAAAUCAGCUGAAUUCAUUGAAAUCAUUAAUAUCCACACAGAAAGCAUGUACUGUGUCCAUGAUUACGAAGGAAUAUACAAACCUAAUUGAAAGGAUCCAGACAGAACGCCAGAACGAGAUUGAAAAGGCAACCAAGCAGUUUGAACAGACCAUGAAAGAGCUAGAAGGGCAUGAAAACAAUGCGAUAGCUAAGAUAAAGAAAUUCUCCCAAUUUGUACAUGAAACCUCGGGUUUGAUUAAUAAGAUUCCACAUAAAGGACUCAGCAAAAUGGACUACGAGAAUAUUCAAGAAGUGUACCAGGUUGUAAAACAAGACUUCGAUGAGUUGAAAUUUGAACCUCAAAGCUUGAAUGUCUUCAGAUUUCAGAAAAGUUUGCAUAGGUAUGACUGAGGCAAACUCAAGCUAGUUCCAGUUAAAGAAAUUCAACAAAACUGUUUUGAAGAUCGCAUUCAUAAGAAAAAUCUUCAAACAGAGAAGCAACGAGUAGAUGAAUUCAAAGAUAUCAAGGAGGAAGAAGAUAAUCUUGAAGGAUAUUUCUCAUCCAGUAGAGCUCCUACAUUUGGCAAAAUAAAAAGCCAUGGUCAAACCAAAGUGAAGAGUAAUUUUAUACCUUCUCCUAGUAAAGACAUGAUAUUCGAUAAUGCUGAUAAAGAAUCGGACAAUCUCUUGGAUGAUAGUUCUCUCUGAAUCCCUAUCACUCCAAUUGACAAUUACAUGGAGUCUCCACAAACAAAUAGUAAAAAUUUUAAAGACGAGGAGAAUCUCCUAAGGAAUAUCCCAAAUAAUCUCCAAGCCUUUAAACAUCAGGAACUAGGAAAACUAAACCAGAAGUCUUCUUCUCCUAUGAAAAGGUUCGGGUCUCGGAACAAUGACUACAAGCAGCUAACCCAAGAUUGGAUUGACCAAGAUCUGAACGGCUAUAUCAAACCAAAGGAUAACUCCCAAAGACUUGACACCAAAAUUCAGCAACACUUGAAAAAUGAAGACACCAAAAACCCUUACAAAACACUUGAAGCGCACGAAAAUCAGAAACCUCAAGAAAUGAACCAAUAUUUCAGGAACAAGUCUGAGGACAGAAUGGAACAAAAGCGGAAUAAAUCCAAGAGAAAGAGGAAUGAACGUAGUCUCAAAGGGGAGAGACAGCCCACAGGAGAAAGCAAGUUCUUUGAUAAUACACAAGAUUUCCAGAGAUAUCUCCCCUCUCAGGAGAUUGAUGUUGAAAACCACAGGAAGGAAAUCGAGCAACGGUAUAAUUUCGAGAGAGCCCUCAGUUGAGAUAUGAAAACCAGCGACGUCUGUGAGGAUAAUUCCAAGGAUUACAAACGAAAAUUUUACAAAAAUGUUAGGAAUAAUGAGUUCAAAAAUUAUCAUAAAUAAGGAUGGAAAUACUAGCAGCAGUGGCAUGGAUAGCUUCUUUUUAGAGAACCUACCUGGAAGGAAGCAGCCAAAGAAAUAUGCCCCUGAUAAGUGUAGGAUUGGACCUAAAAUAGGAUCAAAACUCAGCAGAGACCAAUUUAUUACUCAGAGCAGGACUGCAAAAGGACUGUUCUCUAAUAACGAAGCUAUAAACUCUCGAAAGAACUACUUUCAAAAACUAGGAGAAAACUUGAAAAAGCAAAGUGUUGAUUACUCAAGAAGUAGCAUUAAUGAAAAUGAGGGAAUAGUGGAAACUAAAAAGUAUCAAAGCAGCAAGAUGGGAAAAAGGUCUUUAUUCUCUAGCGUGAUGCCAGGAUUUCAUAAAUAAAAUAUUCAAAUUUGA